UUCACCAGCUGGGACAGUCGGUCAAAAACUGCUUCACCUUCAUUCACUUCCUGUCCUAAAAGAAUGGAUCCCCAAGGCUUGAAGGAAGAUCUCCGUCUUUUUCAGAGCACUUUGCUGCAGGAUGGACUCAAAGAGCUUCUGAAUGAGAAUAAGUUAAUUGACUGUAUCCUAAAGGUUGGAGACAGAAGCAUCCCCUGCCAUCGGCUCAUUCUGGCAGCAUGUAGUCCUUAUUUCCGGGAGCUUUACUUCUCAGAGGAUGGCAAGGAAGCGGACAAAACUGAGGUUGUUCUGGAGAAUCUGGACCCCAAUAUUUUGGAGGUGAUUGUGAAUUACAUGUACUCAGCAGAGAUUGACAUCAACGACGAUAAUGUGCAGGAUAUUUUGUCUGUUGCCAAUCGCUUCCAGAUCCCCUCAGUGUUCACAGUUUGUGUGAAUUACCUGCAGAAGAAGCUGUCGAAGAAAAACUGUCUUGCCAUCUACAGGCUGGGACUGAUGCUGAACUGCGCCAGACUGGCCAUCGCAGCCCGAGAUUACAUUGCAGAUAGGUUUGAGACCAUAGUCAAGGAUGAGGAUUUUUUAGAGCUUGCUCCACCUGAACUCUUUGCUAUUAUUGGAGCAGAUGCACUGAAUGUAGAUAAAGAGGAGAUGGUGUUUGAGUUACUCAUGAGGUGGAUCAGGAAAGACAAAGAGAAGCGCAUAAAAUCCUUACAGGAGGCCUUCGAGUGUAUUCGCUUCCGUUUGCUCCCUGAGAAGUACUUCAAGGAGAAAGUAGAGAAAGAUGACCUCAUCAAGGCUGAUCCUGAGCUUGUCAAGAAACUCAAAGUCAUCAAGGACGCCUUUGCAGGGAAGCUGCCCGAGAAGAAAAAGGGACAAGGUGGUGAAGAAGGAGAGGAGGGCAAGUUGCCUGGCUACCUAAAUGAUGAGCGCAGAUAUGGCAUGUAUGCCAAAGACAUGCUAUUGAUGAUCAACGACACUGCUGCUGUGGCCUAUGAUGGCAAGGAGAACGAAUGUUUUCUCGCUGGGAUGGCUGAGCAGAUCCCCCGAAACCAUGUCAGUCUGAUAUCAAAGAAGAACAAUCUGUAUGUGUUGGGAGGACUCUUUGUUGAUGAAGAGGACAAAGAAAACCCACUGCAAUGUUACCUCUACCAGUUGGACAGCCUUGCUGCUGAAUGGAUUGCUCUGCCACCGAUGCCCUCCCCCCGGUGUCUCUUUGCUAUGGGGGAAUCUGAAAACUUCAUCUUUGCUGUAGCAGGAAAAGAUUUACAGUCCGAUGAGUCACAUGACACUGUUAUGUGCUAUGACACUGAGAAAAUGAAGUGGACUGAGACAAAAAAGUUACCCUUGAAAAUCCACGGCCACUGUGUGGUCUCUGAGAACGGGCUGGUGUACUGUAUCGGAGGCAAAACAGAUGACAAUAAAACAACCAACAAGAUGUUUGCAUACAACCACAAGAGGUCAGAGUGGAAGGAGGUGGCUUCCAUGAAGACACCCAGGUCGAUGUUUGGAGCAGUCAUCCACAACGGGAAGAUUAUUGUGGCUGGAGGAGUCAAUGAAGAAGGCCUCACUGGUGCAUGUGAGGCCUAUGACUUUGGAACCAACAAGUGGUCACCCUUCACAGAGUUUCCCCAGGAGAGGAGUUCAGUCAACCUGGUCAGCUGUGGAGGGCUGCUGUACGCUGUAGGAGGCUUCGCCAUGGUGGAGAAUGACAAUAAAGAGUGUGCACCCAGUGAAAUCAUUGACAUUUGGCAGUAUGAAGAGGACAAGAAGCAGUGGAGUGGUAUGAUCAGAGAGAUGCGUUACGCUGCUGGAGCCACCUGUGUGUCCAUGCGUCUCAACACAGCCAGAAUGCCCAAACUGUAACGACGGUUCGGGGACAUUCAGUCUACUGCUGCAGAAGUGUUUUAUGUACACGCUCUUAUUUAGAGGUUCAUUGUUGUCAUUUAUCAUUUUAACAUAUCAGCCACGUCCCCUUUGCCUGU
This is a messenger RNA of Seriola dumerili (greater amberjack), 1979 nucleotides long. It is a transcript of the gene klhl41a, whose product is annotated as kelch like family member 41. The record is from RefSeq and is a predicted model, not a curated record. The coding region runs from base 64 to 1860 and encodes 598 amino acids. Lineage: Eukaryota; Metazoa; Chordata; Actinopteri; Carangiformes; Carangidae. Gene Ontology annotation, molecular function: protein binding. The transcript is spliced from 6 exons.